Messenger RNA from Macadamia integrifolia, 1277 nucleotides. RefSeq lists its product as uncharacterized. The transcript has a single exon. The record is from RefSeq and is a predicted model, not a curated record. Bases 351 to 890 code for a protein of 179 amino acids. NCBI's taxonomy places the organism in Eukaryota, Viridiplantae, Streptophyta, Magnoliopsida, Proteales, Proteaceae.
GGGAUUUUGUGAAACUUGUAGUGUAGUAUGGGGUGGAAAUAUGUAGGAACCCCUAAUCGAGGAUCUAAGUAGACUGCUCAACCGCUCUCAAAUUCCUCUGUAUUCAAUCCAUCGAGAAUCUUCCCGUUUUGGUCACUCCACUGUGUCAUACGGAUACAUGGCCACAUGGGUGGGAAAUGCUCCUCAGAAGAAACUGUAUAGUGGCUGCCAGAAGAUUGAGUACUAAUACUAAGGGAUAGUUCAAUGUUGUGACAAGAGCAAACCACAGUGGAAAGUAAAGAGGAGUAAGCUUUUGAUUUCGAUCUAAAUCAGAGAUUCUUUUGAGGGUAAAGGUUAGGGUUACGAGGAGGAUGGAAGCAACCGGGGAUGAAGGGCUGUUGAGCACGAUUCGACCACCGAGACUCGAAGAUGCAGGCCUGGAGGACUGCGCUCUUUCCCCUGAAGCCAUCAAAGAAGCAUUCCUCAAGGCCGCCACCUCCAUCAGCUCUCGGGCUUCCUCAAUCCUCACCAUCGCAGAAGAUGAAAAAGACGAUGCCAAUAGCUGUAUCCAGGAUCUUGGCCCAAGCGAUGCCAAGUUGUCGGAUGCGUUGGUAGGGAUAUCACCGGCACCGACAGCGGCUCAACCGGGACCCUGUAGCAAUGAGAAAGGCGGUGGCCUGCCACAAACCUUCGGGAAUGAUGUCAUCGUCGCCGGCGUUGGCGAUUCGUUGAGUGAUGAGGAAGGUCGGCACAGUGACAUCAGAGUAUUGGGAACGGAGAUAUCUGAGGGAGAGAAGGCAUGUGUGGACGAGUUACAGGGUCUGAAGAUCAAGGAACAGGCUGAUCACAAGGAUGACGAUCAGCAAAACAACGCGGACGAAGGCCCCAUCUUAGCUGAAACCUAUGUAUGAGCUUUGAUCAGUAAGGCAGCAAACUAUUGCGUUACCCUUUUUUCCCAUUUUUCUUGGUAUUGUUGCAGCUGUUUCGGAGGACCAAUUUGAAAUCGUGAAUGAAACAAUGAAAUUUUAGUUGGUAAGAUUUACGAGUUGUGAUCAGGAAACACCAGAAUCUUGCUUAGAAAGAAUUACUUCCUUAUUGACAUUUGCAAUGACAAAGGAAGCUGAUGCCAUCCAAGAAGUGUUAAUGACUGUUGAUGGGAGAAACAAAACCGGCUGUGUUAAUCCAAUUCCUCUUUUUUGUUUUAUCUGUAGGAUUGGUAAGUGUUUUAAUUAAUUUUCCUUUUCUUCUGUUGGAUAUUGAGGAGAAGAAAUGUUAGUAAGACUUGGAUUCAACCUUCA